AUGGGGCAGACGCAUGCUUCUGCCACUGUACGAUUUGAGGGGAGAAGACAGAGGAAACGUAGCAGACUGCUUUCCGUCUAUGUCCGUUUGAAAUCGCUUGAAAAAAUCAACGUCGUUGUUGCUUUCCGUUUGAUCACUGUUAUCGUCUGGAAAGUUGCUCUGUUUUGGUUUCUAUCUGCUGAUGAAGAGUGGGAUGACUUGAGAAAUCUUUUUGUACAAGGAGAUGUAGGAAGUAAGAUCAUUGUGACGACACGUAAGGAGAAUGUUGCCUUGAUGAUGGGUUGUGGCGCAAUCAACGUAGGGACUCUGUCUAGUGAAGUUUCUUGGGAUCUAUUCAAGCGGCAUUCAUUUGAAAAUAGGGAUCCUGAGGAACAUCCAGAACUUGAAGAGGUUGGAAUACAAAUUGCACACAAGUGCAAAGGAUUGCCUUUAGCUCUAAAGGCACUUGCUGCGUUGAUGUUGAGCUACAAUGAUCUUUGUCCACAAUUGAAGCGGUGUUUUGCUUUUUGUGCAAUAUAUCCGAAAGAUUAUCUAUUUUGCAAAGAACAAGUUAUUCACCUGUGGAUUGCUAAUGGUCUUGUACAACAGUUGCAUUCAGCUAACCAUUACUUUCUCGAGUUGAGAUCGAGAUCAUUGUUUGAAAAGGUCCGAGAGUCUUCUGAAUGGAAUCCGGGGGAAUUCUUAAUGCAUGACCUUGUCAAUGAUUUGGCCCAAAUUGCAUCUUCAAAUCUGUGUAUCAGGUUGGAAGAGAACCAAGGAUCUCAUAUGUUGGAACAAAGUCGGCACAUGUCCUAUUCAAUGGAAGAAGGUGACUUCGAAAAGUUGAAACCCUUGUACAAAUUGGAGCAGCUGAGGACAUUGCUUACCAUCAAUAUCCAGCAGCAUUCAUACUGUUUAAGCAAGAGGGUUCUGCAUGACAUAUUGCCAACACUAACAUCUUUGAGGGCAUUAUCAUUGUCUCAUUAUAAGAUUGAGGAGUUGCCAAAUGACUUGUUUAUUAAAUUAAAGCACCUAAGGUUUUUGGACCUUUCUUGGACAAAGAUAAAAAAGUUGCCAGAUUCAAUUUGUCUACUGUACAACUUAGAGACACUUCUCUUGUCAAAUUGUAGUUAUCUUGAGGAGCUACCUCUGCAUAUGGAAAAAUUGAUCAACUUGUGUCACCUUGACAUUAGCGAAGCUUAUUUGACGACACCCCUACAUCUAAGCAAGUUGAAAAGUCUCCAUGUGCUAGUGGGAGCCAAUUUUAUUCUAAGUGGUCGUAGUGGUUCGAGAAUGGAAGAUUUGGGUGAACUGCAUAACUUGUAUGGAUCUCUAUCAAUUCUAGAGUUGCAAAAUGUGGUUGAUAGAAGGGAAUCUCUGAAGGCAAACAUGAGGGAAAAGAAACAUGUUGAAAGGUUAUCUUUGCAGUGGAGUGGAAGUAAUGCUGACAAUUCACAAACUGAAAGAGAGAUACUUGAUGAGCUACAACCAAAUACUAACAUAAAAGAACUCCGAAUCACUGGCUAUAGAGGGACAAAAUUUCCAAAUUGGCUAGCUGAUCAUUCAUUUCAUAAGCUAAUAGAAUUGUCUCUUAGCGACUGCAAGGACUGUGAUUCCUUGCCAGCACUAGGACAGCUUCCUUGUUUAAAAUUCCUUACCAUUAGAGGGAUGCAUCAAAUAACAGAGGUGACUGAAGAUUUCUAUGGUAGUUUGUCCUCCACAAAGCCAUUUAAGUCCCUUGAGGAGCUUGAAUUCGCAGGGAUGCCGGAGUGGAAGCAGUGGCAUGUACUGGGGAAGGGAGAGUUCCCUGUACUUGAGGAACUUCGGCUUACUGGUUGCCCAAAGUUGAUAGGGAAGUUGCCUGAAAAUCUUUCUUCUCUGACUAGAUUGAGAAUAUCAAAAUGCCCUGAACUCAGUUUGGAGACACCCAUUCAACUUGAAGGAAUGAAACAGAUUGUUGAAUUACGUAUUAGUGAUUGUAAAUCUGUUACCUCCUUAACUAUUAGCAUUCUGCCGAGUACCUUGAAGAGAAUAAUAAUAUCUUUUUGUGGGGAGCUGAAAAUGGAGGGGUCGAUGAAUGCUAUGUUUCUCAAGGAAUUGUCUCUAGAAGAAUGUGAUUCACCUGAGUUGGUCCCAAGAGCACGCAAUUUGAGUGUAAGAAGUUGCAACAACCUUACUAGGCUUUUGAUUCCUACUGGCACUGAAACACUCAGUGUUAGAGAUUGUGAUAAUCUUGAAAUACUUUCAGUGGCAUGUAGGACUCAGAUGACAUCAUUGCAUAUUGAGAACUGCAAGAAGCUGAAGUCACUGCCAGAGCAUAUGCAGGAACUCCUUCCAUCUCUUAAGAAACUGAAACUGUAUCAAUGUCCAAAUAUAGAGUCCUUUCCUGAAGGAGGAUUGCCCUUCAAUUUACAACAACUUUGGAUCUCCUGGUGUAAGAAACUGGUGAAUGGCCGAAAGGAGUGGCAUUUACAGAGACUCCCCUGUCUCAGAGAUUUAACCAUCUACCAUGAUGGUACCGAUCUUUCUGGUGAAAAAUGGGAGUUCCCUUGCUCUAUUCGAAGGCUUACUAUAUCCAAUCUGAAAACAUUAAGCAGCCAACUUCUAAAAAGCCUCACCUCUCUAGAGUACCUAAAUGCUAUUAAUUUACCUCAAAUUCAGUCACUGCUGGAAGAAGGGCUUCCCUCCUCUCUUUCUGAGCUACACUUACAUCACCAUCAUAAUCUCCAUUCACUACCAACCGAAGGUCUUCAGCGUCUCACGUGGCUUCGGUGUCUAGAGAUUUGGGAUUGCCCUAAUCUCCGAUCUCUUCCCGAAUCAGGGAUGCCCUCUUCCCUCUCUAAGCUAACCAUCCAACAUUGCUCUAAUCUCCAAUCUCUUCCUGAAUCGGGAAUGCCCUCCUCCCUCUCUGUGCUGAACAUUUCUAAUUGCCUUAAUCUCCGAUCUCUUCCAGUAACAGGGAUGCCCUCCUCUCUCUCUGAGCUGUGCAUUCGGGAUUGCUCUAAUCUCAAAUCUCUUCCCGAAUCGGGGAUGCCCCAUUCCAUCUCUAAACUAUAUAUUUACAAAUGCCCAUUGCUCAAACCACUCCUACAAUUUGACAAGGGAGAUUACUGGCCAAAAAUUGCUCAUAUUCCCACCAUAGAUAUUGAUUGGGAAUACCAGUAA
Solanum verrucosum is the source of this 3144-nucleotide messenger RNA. RefSeq names its product putative disease resistance RPP13-like protein 1. NCBI's taxonomy places the organism in Eukaryota, Viridiplantae, Streptophyta, Magnoliopsida, Solanales, Solanaceae. The coding region runs from base 1 to 3144 and encodes 1047 amino acids. Gene Ontology annotation, molecular function: ADP binding; protein binding. The record is from RefSeq and is a predicted model, not a curated record. The transcript is spliced from 3 exons.